UUAAGUAUAUAGACUUAUCGAGGAUAUGUAUUUAUGCAGCAGAAACAAAUGUUAAAUUUGAAAGUGCAUAUGUAGCGCAAAACAUGAUCGGUGAAUGAAAGUGGGAAGUAAUCUUAGUAAAGAGGUGGAGAAUCAAUAUCUAGCAAUUGUUUUUAUUCACGAGUGCGUUCUAUCUCUUAAUCCAUACCAGCGUAAUGAGAGAGUGAUUUCCAAGCAGAAAUGUAUUAUCGGAUUUAAUACAUUUGCGCAAUGAAUGUUACAUUGACCGGUUACAUUAUGUGUCCUUCAGCACGACCAGCAUACAGUAUCUCAGCACAUCCACCUCAGAACGCUUAUAAGUUGCAGUCUAAAGUCUGGGCUACUGGUACAGGCUGUAAAAUGACAGUUUAAAGCGUUAGCAAAGCAAUUAAAUCAAUAUGGUUUCAGUACUAGUACGACAUUAGUAUAGUAGUGUGACACAAGUCACACAAGUAUAUGGUUUGUUACUCAAACUAGUUUGAUUAGAAUAUUUAACGCUUCAAACUUCUGCUAGUAUUGCAGUAUCGGUGUUAGCAUGAGUUGGAAAAUCAGUUUUUUCAAAAAAGAUAGAAAUUGGUGUUAGUUAUUAGUCUUUCUCGUCUGUUAUUAUCGCACAAAAUAUAGCAUCGAAGCACAAUGUACUUUAACAGUCCCGGUGGGGCCAUGGACUUUUCGUCAAACGAAUUCAACUUUCGGUCAAACGCAGCUGAGUUUCGAAACUCAGAACCUUCGCUUCUCGACAGUGGUACAUUAUACACUGAGGAUGUUUAUCUCGUCAGUCGACCGACCUCAAUGCGGUCGUGGCGUGAGAAACGUGAAGCAGAAAGAGCUUCAGCCGAGCAAGAGGCAAUGAAAAAGCUUGGCAGCGAUGAAGUGGCGACUGAGACUAAACCUGACCUACUAUUCCAAGACGAUGGCGAUUGCGAAUGCCCACAGCCUCAACCUCGGGUGAACUCGAUACACGAGUGUACAAGACGACCGUUAUCAUAUUCGUACUGCGACACUACAGCUUGUGAUCGCUUGUCUACAUCCUUGUUUGACCCACCGAAAAAGCGAACUCCAACGAAAGUACGGUUCAGUAAUAAACCAUCCCUUUCUGCGAGCAUUAAGAAGAAGCUUAAAACUAUAACCCAACUUGAUUCUAUACCUUUCCCUUGCCCGGGAUCACCAAACUGUCCGUUGAAGCCGAAAGGUUGUCUAAAAGCCGCGCUUUGGCAUCCUUUUAUCAUGACUGUUGGAUGCGUCGCCGGAGAUGAAGAAUCAUACGAAGUCUUCGCCGACCUGUUUGACCCCGUGAUCGAGGCUCGACACAACGGUUACAAGAAAACCGACAUGCACAAGACCGAUAUCGAUCCAACCCACUUGAAAGGAGGCACCAACAUGGACCCAAAAUACGUACUCUCAUCUCGAGUCCGCACUGGACGCAGCAUCCGUGGCUUGUGUCUUCCACCUCACUGCAGCCGUGCUGAGCGUCGCAAGGUCGAGCAGAUUUCAUGCGAGGCCCUGGCUAAGUUGGAUGGCGACCUUAAAGGCAAGUACUACCCAUUGAAGGGAAUGAGUGAGGAACACCAGGACCAACUCAUCAACGAUCAUUUCCUCUUCGACAAGCCCGUCUCUCCUCUCCUCCUCGCAUCCAACAUGGCACGUGACUGGCCCGACGCACGAGGAAUCUGGCACAACGACAAAAAGAACUUCUUGGUUUGGGUGAAUGAAGAAGAUCAUCUUCGAGUCAUCUCAAUGGAGAAGGGAGGCAACAUCAACGAAGUGUUCAAGAGAUGGUGCACCGGUCUCCAAUUGGUUGAGAAGUACAUGAAGGAAAGUGGUUACGAAUACAUGUGGAACCCACAUCUUGGAUACGUCCUCACCUGCCCAAGCAACCUCGGCACAGGUGUGCGCGCUGGUGUGCAUUUGAAGAUCCCAUUGAUGUCCAAGUGCCCACAGUUCGACGAAGUUCUUGGAAAACUUCGCUUGCAAAAGCGUGGAACUGGUGGAGUGGACACUGCCUCAGAGGGCGGUACAUUCGACAUCUCCAACGCUGAUCGUAUCGGUUUCUCGGAAGUUGAGCUCGUGCAGAUGGUCAUCGAUGGUGUUGAGUUUCUCAUCGAAUGCGAGAAGAAACUUGAGAAGGGCGAGAGUCUCGAAAGCGACAUUAAGGCCCUCAAGCAAAAAUAGAUCCGUGUCGGAUACCCUAGUCGUGUAUUUGGUUGUUGUGACAUAUUUUGUGUGUAUAAAACAUUAUCUGUCUAGUAAUCGGCUGUAACUUUAUUUUAACAUAUUAAUUUGGUAGUUAAUACACCCGGUGCUUCGUUUACUUCAAUAAAUUUCAUGGUUGUUCAAAAA
Messenger RNA from Ciona intestinalis (vase tunicate), 2358 nucleotides. The record is from RefSeq and is a predicted model, not a curated record. Lineage: Eukaryota; Metazoa; Chordata; Ascidiacea; Phlebobranchia; Cionidae.